Molecule: messenger RNA, 3033 nt
Organism: Sapajus apella (tufted capuchin)
Lineage: Eukaryota; Metazoa; Chordata; Mammalia; Primates; Cebidae
Gene: GPSM2
Product: G protein signaling modulator 2
Exons: 15
Coding region: 494-2548 (684 amino acids)
Molecular function (GO): protein binding; GTPase regulator activity
Source: RefSeq, a predicted model, not a curated record
GAAUGCGAGCGCCUGGAGCCGGGGCGCAGGCGCAGAGGAGGGCGGCGUUGAGGCCGGCGGAGCGGCGGCAUCCCCUAGGUGGCGGAGGGAAGCUCGGGGGAAGCGAGGGGCGCCCAGAGCUCUGGCCCACGUGACCUGCCGGGGGCGGGAGCAGGGGGCUGCCUGGGGGAGGGGCGUGACCACCCGCCUGUCGCCCGAGGCGGCCGCCGCUGCAGCCUCGCAGCGCACCAGGAAUCCGGCCCGCCGGAGAAAUGUUGCUGAAAUGCUGCUGAAAGGGCCAGAGAUGCAAGAAUUUGGGACACAUUUUGAACCUUUAAAGCUGUCUGACAUUGACCGCCUUUCAUUAUUAAUAAAGAAGAAACAGGAACUUAGGAUGUAUUAACACCAACUCAUUAAUAUACUAACCGGACAGUGUUCUGCAAACAAUUCUGCAUUGUAAAUGACUGGAUUGGCACAAAAUAAAAUUAUUUCAUUCAGCUUAUAAUAUGCCUCAAUGGAGGAAAAUUUGAUAAGCAUGAGGGAAGACCAUUCUUUUCAUGUUCGUUACAGAAUGGAAGCGUCUUGCCUAGAGCUGGCCUUGGAAGGGGAACGUCUAUGUAAAUCAGGAGACUGCCGAGCUGGCGUGUCAUUCUUUGAAGCUGCAGUUCAAGUUGGAACUGAAGACCUAAAAACACUUAGUGCUAUUUACAGCCAGCUGGGCAAUGCUUAUUUCUAUUUGCAUGAUUAUGCCAAAGCAUUAGAAUAUCACCAUCAUGAUUUAACUCUUGCAAGGACUAUUGGAGACCAGUUGGGGGAAGCCAAAGCUAGUGGUAAUCUGGGAAACACGUUAAAAGUUCUUGGGAAUUUUGAUGAAGCCAUAGUUUGUUGUCAGCGACACCUAGAUAUUUCCAGAGAGCUUAAUGACAAGGUGGGAGAAGCAAGAGCACUUUACAAUCUUGGAAAUGUGUAUCAUGCCAAAGGGAAAAGCUUUGGUUGCCCUGGUCCCCAGGACGUAGGAGAAUUUCCAGAAGAAGUGAGAAAUGCUCUUCAGGCAGCCUUGGAUUUUUAUGAGGAAAACCUAUCACUAGUGACUGCUUUGGGUGACCGAGCAGCACAAGGACGUGCCUUUGGAAAUCUUGGAAACACACAUUACCUCCUUGGCAACUUCAGGGAUGCAGUUAUAGCCCAUGAGCAGCGUCUGCUUAUUGCAAAAGAAUUUGGAGAUAAAGCAGCUGAAAGAAGAGCAUAUAGCAACCUUGGAAAUGCAUAUAUAUUUCUUGGUGAAUUUGAAACUGCCUCUGAAUACUACAAGAAGACACUACUGUUGGCUCGACAGCUUAAAGACCGAGCUGUAGAAGCACAGUCUUGUUACAGUCUUGGAAAUACAUAUACUUUACUUCAAGACUAUGAAAAGGCCAUUGAUUAUCAUCUGAAGCACUUAGCAAUUGCUCAGGAGCUGAAUGAUAGAAUUGGCGAAGGAAGAGCAUGUUGGAGCUUAGGAAAUGCAUACACAGCACUAGGAAAUCAUGACCAAGCAAUGCAUUUUGCUGAAAAGCACUUGGAAAUUUCAAGAGAGGUUGGGGAUAAAAGUGGUGAACUAACAGCACGACUGAAUCUCUCAGAUCUUCAAAUGGUUCUUGGUCUGAGCUACAGCACAAAUAACUCCAUAAUGUCUGAAAAUAAUGAAAUUGAUAGCAGUUUAAACGGUGUACGCCCCAAGUUGGGACGCCGGCAUAGUAUGGAAAAUAUGGAACUUAUGAAGUUAACACCGGAAAAGGUACAGAACUGGAACAGUGAAAUUCUUGCUAAGCAAAAACCUCUUAUUGCCAAACCUUCUGCAAAGCUACUCUUUGUCAACAGACUGAAGGGGAAAAAAUACAAAACUAAUUCCUCCACUAAAGUUCUCCAAGAUGCCAGUAAUUCUAUUGACCAUCGAAUUCCAAAUUCUCAGAGGAAAAUCAGUGCAGAUACUAUUGGCGAUGAAGGGUUCUUUGACUUAUUAAGCCGAUUUCAAAGCAAUAGGAUGGAUGAUCAGAGAUGCUGUUUACAAGAAAAGAACUGCCAUCCAGCUUCAACAGCAACUUCUACUCCCCUCAAAAUGAUGCUAAAAACACCAUCUGUUCCUGUGGUAUCCCCCAACACGGAUGAGUUUUUGGACCUUCUUGCCAGCUCACAGAGCCGCCGUCUGGAUGACCAGAGGGCCAGUUUCAAUAAUUUGCCAGGGCUUCGUCUAACACAAAACAACAGCCAGUCAGUACUUAGCCACCUGAUGACUAAUGACAACAAAGAUGCUGAUGAAGAUUUCUUUGACAUCCUUGUAAAAUGUCAAGGAUCCAGGUUAGAUGAUCAAAGAUGUACUCCGCCACCUGCUACCACAAAGGGUCCGACAGUACCAGAUGACGACUUUUUCAGCCUUAUUUUACGAUCUCAGGCAAAAAGAAUGGAUGAACAGAGAGUUCUUUUACAAAGAGAUCAAAACAGAGACACUGACUUUGGGCUAAAGGACUUUUUGCAAAGUAAUGCUUUGUUGGAGUUUAAAAAUUCAGGGAAAAAAUCAGCAGACCACUAGUUACUAUGGAUAUAUUUUUUUCCUUUCAGAAUACGGUAAGGAAACAAUCUAUUACUUUUUUCCUUAAAAGAAGAAUUUAUAGCACUGUAAUACAGCUUAAAAUAUUUUUAGAAUAAUGUAAAUAGUUAACCUUCAGUAGUCUAUUAUUAAGGCUUUAAUACUUCUCUGGACACUCACGUGUUUCAAGGUGGAGGUGUCCUGUAAGGUGCUUCAUCAUCUGUGAUUACUACUUGGGAUGUGUUCUUUGGCAGCUUGUUAGAUUACUUUACCUAGUGUUUGUAAAGUAGGUUAAAUGAAUCAUAGAUUAGAAUUUAAUCCUCUUAUGGAAGUUAAGUUUUUAAAAUCUUAAUUGACAAUGGCAUUUUUUUAUACAUAACCAUGGAUGUAGUGGGAAACAAUGCUGUUUAGUAAAAAUAAUGUACUUCACCAAUGUAAAAAAGUAUAUAAAACAGUCUUAUUAAAGAGCUAGGUUUUUUUUUUCUCCA